AUGAAUAUAUUUGCAAUCGUCUUUAUAUUAGACUUUGGUUCCGCUACCAUUCUUCCUGUUUACUUGGAAAUUUUAAAAUCAAAAAAUAUAGAAAAUGCAGUUUUAUUUCAUUGUAGUGCAAAUAACCAUAUUCUUUUGAACCAGAAAAUAUUCAAUGAAAAUAAUAUAAGAGUCACAUCGUUUAGAACAGAGAAUUUUACGCAUUUGCCAAAUUUAGGUAACUUCAAACUUGCGUUUAUGUUGGACACCCGAUGUAGUUUCUGGGAGCUUAUUUUGAGUACCGCCAAUAAGAGAUAUUUCCGAGGAUCAUGUACAUGGUUGAUAUACACUAACGACGUUCAAGGCACAGCAGUUGCUGUAUCAAAAUACCCUGUAGACAUUAAUUCAGAUUUUAUAGUUAUUACAAAAGACGACUUAAAGAAAGUAUAUAAUUUGUUCGAAGUUUUUAAUAAAGGUUUUUACACCAACGGCUCGUUUGUAAUUGCGGAGCUUGGUUACUUGGAUACAGAAUUGCAUAUGACACCCAGCAAAAGGGUAGAUUUAAUGGGGGUAGUUCUAAAAAGCGUGGUGGUAGUUAUCGAUCCCAUUGCGAACGAAACGUUUGAACACUACUUGGAUCAUACAAAACCCGGUGUGCUAGUGGAUUCUGUGCACAAGUUGAAAUUUUAUACGUUAAUAAAGUAUCUGAGGAAUAUAUAUAACUUCAGCAUCAAACUACGGAGGACCAACUCUUGGGGAUAUUUACGGAAUGGAAGCUUUGACGGUCUUGUCGGGUCUCUGCAGGGACGUGAAGCAGAUAUAGGAGGGACUCCCAUCUUUUUCAGGUCGGACAGAUCAAGGUUUAUCGACUACGCAACUCCUACUUGGCAAUCCAGGCCCUGCUUUAUUCUGCGUCACCCUAAAUACCCAGGAGGUUUUCAUACAGUAUUUACUCGACCUUUGACUAAUGUUGUCUGGUAUUGGAUUAUUUUCACACUAACUCUUGCUGGGUUGGUUGUAUGCAUCAUGUUGAAGAUUAGUAUUAUAAAAACAACUGGGGACGAUCGAGACUCUUCCUCGUCUAUGGCUUUCAUAUUUAUAUUUAGUGCGAUAAGCCAACAAGGCACUACUCUCAAUAGAGGCUCGAUAUCUAUAAAGAUCGUUAUUUUCGUAACUUUAGUAUUCACGCUGACAUUGUACCAGUAUUACAACGCUACAGUGGUAUCAACUUUAUUGCGAGAACCUCCCAAGAGCAUUAGAAAUCUCAAAGAUUUGCUUAAAAGUAGCUUGAAGGCGGGGGUCGAGGAUGUGCUUUACAACAAAGACUACUUUAGGCGUACAACAGAUCCAGUAGCGCUAGAGCUCUAUCGUAAGAAAAUAGUAACAAAUACUGAGUAUAAUUUCUUCAAACCUGAUUAUGGCAUGCAACUAGUGAAGGCAGGCGGCUUCGCUUACCAUGUUGAUAGCGUUAGUGCUUAUCGCAUCAUGAGGGAAACGUUCAGUGAACGCGAGAUUUGUGACGUUCAUGAGAUAUAUUUGUACCCGCCGCAGGGUAUGGCGGCUGCCCUGCAAAAGAAUUCGCCGUACAGGGAACAUGUUGUUAUUGGGAUACGUAAAAUAUAUGAAUCGGGGUUAAUGUAUAGAUUAAAGUCGGUAUGGGAUGAACCCAAGCCGCCCUGCGUCCAUACACCAGACAGCAGUAUCUUCUCAAUCUCACUGCGAGAGUUCUCAAGCGCUCUGAUUAUACUAGCUUUAGGAAUGUUAAUAUCCAUUGUAAUAUUGCUUGGAGAAAACUUUGUGCAUAGAUUUAACACGAAGCCGUAUGAUUUUCGCCAU
This is a messenger RNA of Brenthis ino (lesser marbled fritillary), 1815 nucleotides long. Lineage: Eukaryota; Metazoa; Arthropoda; Insecta; Lepidoptera; Nymphalidae. The record is from the annotation of a GenBank genome assembly.